AUGGCGACGGCUAUUGCAUGGAGAGGUCUCACCUGGCGGCGGCAGGAGAAGGAGGAGGGGGAAAUGGAGCGACCAGGGAACCCUAGGGUUGGGGGCAUGAUUCAUAGGGUGAAGGGAGCAGCUCCGGCCGUCAAAUCAACACAAGCGUCGACGUGGACCUACUCGAUGAGCUGCCAUAUAGAAGCUAGAAGAAGAACAGGAGGGAUCGGCAUUGGUGGCCUCGCUGGGCUGAAAGAGCCCGACGCGUCCGUCGCCGCCGGACGAACUGCGCCGCCGCCCCCGCCCACUCAUAGCACGCCACGUGGCGCCCGUACGCCGCGCCGCCGCCGAGCCCGCGAAGCCCACGCGCGGCCCCCGCGGCCCGCCCGUCGCCCGCCGCCACCCGAGGCUCCUCCCGCGCCCAGCGCCGCCCUCGUCCUCCCGCCGUCGCCGGGCCGCGUCGCCGGCGCCGCUGUGCGCGCCGACCACCGCGGCGCCCCGAGGUCGCCGUCGCCGACCCCGCCGCCGUCGAGCAUGACCGCCUCCGCCCGCUGCGUUCCCGACCGCCGCGUCUCUCCCUCCUCCCUCUCCGUCCUCGCCGGCCCCGAGCUCCGGCCGCCGGCUUCUUCUUCUCCGACGAGCCGCGCCCGAUCCGAUCUAGAUCCACUCGGGUUGACUUCUUCUCCCCUUCCCCGAAAUCUUCCAAGUCCCGUAAUUCUUGCAUAA
Messenger RNA from Aegilops tauschii subsp. strangulata, 705 nucleotides. The record is from RefSeq and is a predicted model, not a curated record. NCBI's taxonomy places the organism in Eukaryota, Viridiplantae, Streptophyta, Magnoliopsida, Poales, Poaceae.